CGAGAACCUCAGCAGAUGAGGCGAUGGAAAACGCUCCAACUUUCAUUAAACAAUACAUCGUAGAUGGAAUUUGCUGUAUGUCUCGGGCAAAUUACGCAUUUCUUUGCUUGAAUACCAGGCAUGGCCGAACUCGCUGCUCUAGGCGUCGUGCUGGGAGUACUACCCCUCAUUGUAUCAGCAAUCGAGGAUUAUGAGAAUGUCUGUCGGCCGAUCGGACAUUACAGGAAUUAUGCUCUAGAAUCGAUCAAAGUUCAACAGAAAUUAGGCAUUGAGAAAGCCAUUUUCAUCAACGAAUGCAAACUUUUGCUUCAGACAACGCUGAGUAGCACAUCUCUCGCGAACCAGAUGGUAGCGGACAUCAAACAUGCUGCAUGGAAGGACCAAGGCCUGAACGAGACUCUCACUAAGUGUAUCGCCAAUUAUGAAGGCUAUUUCAACAAAAUUAUCGAAGAUAUUCGAGCUCAGGUACUGGGAAUCGAACACUUAUGCCAGGAGUAUGGGAUCUUGGACAAGGAAGUAGUCACAACUAGUACGUCCAAGUCUCCGCAGACUAGCCAUUCCAAUCACAGGCAGUGGCUACUGCAUGUUGGCAAGAAGCUCAAAUAUUCAUUCGGGGCAUCUGGACUCCAAGAAAAGCUUCUUGAAUUGGAAGGCUCGAGACAGCUCUUCGUCGAUGUUUCAAGCCAGAUUAGAGAGUCUAUCAAACUAUCCUCUGCACACGCUUUACCAGCAAAGCAGACAAACCCAGGCUCUCCCAAGACUUCAGGAUACGAGGCUAUCCAGGAAGCUUCCAAAGGCCUAUAUGCAGCCCUCGAAGAAGCUUGGGAUUGCCACGAUGAGCACUCACUACACGUAAGGCUGGACACAAAUCAAGUUUCAAAAUCUUCACGGAUCCGAUUCCAUCUCGGUCUGCGGCUAGGGAAUGAACAAGGUCCGACAUGGGUUGCCAUUGAGUCAAUAUGUAAGACUUCCGAAGAACUUCUGCCGCAAACGACUCCACUUCAAUGUCCUAUAGCCAAGCAGACGUUUAUGAACGCCUUCGGAAUUCAAGAUAUGAAGCAACGUUCUAUCCAUGUCGAAAGUGUAUCCCGUGUUCGUAUUCAACGAAGUUCAGCAUGGCACUGUCCUUGGUCUGAGGAUAUUGAGUCCAAGACAACCCAACAAUUCGACCCUUCACAUAUGAACAUUUCCAUACGUAGCAAGAUCUGUCAUCAGUUACAACAGCAUUUCGAUGGAGAUAUACCAUCCCCGGAAUCUGAAAAAUGCCUCGGGGUACUCGAGCCAGAUUCGAAAUAUCACCACCUCGUCUACACAACGUUUGAACAACAUUCAACGUCUCAAUCUCCAGUAUCACUCUCUCAUUUCAUGUCACCGGAUGUCCGACAGUCCCCAUUAGGCGAUUUCAAUCUAUACGAAAAGUUUCGAUUAGCAAGACAGCUUUCCGAAGCCGUGUUACACUACCACCCAACUCCUGUCAUGAAGGCGCCUUGGGCAAGCGAAGACGUGGUAUUUUUCGGCAAUGAUUUUACGGCUAUAGAACAGCGACCAUCCGUUGCCAGCCCACAUUUGAAAGUCCAGAUCAGAAACAGACAUGCUCUGUCGCACUCGGAGCAGGGCAUUGAUGACGAAAGUUUCAGUCCUCGAAAUCCCCACCUAUUUGCACUCGCUCUUCUUUUGUUUGAGAUCGGAUAUCAGACAUCUAUUGAGGACCUUCAUAGACAAUUCAGAUCCUCGAUGACGCACUCAGACAAGCAAAGACAUUACAAUCUUGUACAGAAAGUGUGCAAGAACUUUAUGAGUGCAAAGACUGGGAUACCCUACAAAGUCAUAGUCUACAAGUGUCUCAACUGCGAUUUCGGAAUAGGUGAAGAUGACUUGUCGAGUUCAGUGCUUCAAAGAGCAUUUUAUGAACAUGUUGUCUGUGCUUUGGAAAAGCUUGAGAAGGAGCAAGAGGAGAUAUAUGGUGCAGAAUUGUCUUGAGAUUGGAAGUGGGUGGAUGCCUGGUACUUGUUCAAAGACAGGUUGCUCCUAUACAUAGCCUGCCAUACUUAAAAAAAAGAUGUGCUGAGAAGUGCUUACAAGAUCAGGAAAGGGUAUUCCUUCAGUAUGCCCAACAUAGAUGUCUCCACGCUUAUAGCACGCAUAUCAAAAGGAGGUCUUCAACUGAGCAGUGUACAGGGCGGAUAAUUUAUAUCUCAAAUGGGAAAUGGGAAAUGGGACUAUCAAGCGUAUACUAAACAACUUUUGUAAUUGGAGAAUCGGACUCUUCUGAAAGAGGAAGAACGGCACGCAUGCUCAUUGCACUUUGAAGCAAAGCCUACAUAAAUCAAGAAAAGUAAAUACGAAUAUCUUGCCAC
Molecule: messenger RNA, 2357 nt
Organism: Mollisia scopiformis
Lineage: Eukaryota; Fungi; Ascomycota; Leotiomycetes; Helotiales; Mollisiaceae
Exons: 2
Coding region: 121-1980 (619 amino acids)
Source: RefSeq, a predicted model, not a curated record